AUGAGGCGCGUGUCCUGGAUGCGCUCGGUGAGGGGCUGCAGCCCCCAGCCCCGGCGCUGCCCGUCCAGCUCCUCGGCCAGCCGCCCGCUGCCAGAGGAGCCCGGCCAGGAGCCGUCCACGGGCCAGCGGCGCAUGAACCCCCUCAACAUCCAGAUGCUGUCCAGGAGCCUCCACGAGCAGAUCUUCCGCGGCGCCCGGGUGCGCUACUCGGCGGAGGAGGUGCAGCGCAGCGUGCAGCACCUGCAGCAGCACGGGCUGUGGGACAAGGAGACCUCCACGCUGCCCGACGUGGAGCUGCGCCUGCCCCGCAUGUACGGCCGCGACAUCGACGAGCACUUUCGCCUGCUGGCGCAGAAACAGAGCCUACCCUACCUGGAGGCGGCCGAGGAGCUGCUGCGUUGCCAGCUGCCCCCGCUGCCCGAGCGCUGGGCCUGGCGCCUGGGCUGGACCCGCUACGGCCCCCAGGGGCAGGCGGAGCCCGUGGAGUUCCCCGAGGAGCGGGCGCUGGUGCUGGAUGUGGAGGUGUGCGUGGCCGAGGGGCACUGCCCCACGCUGGCCGUGGCGGUGUCCCCGCACGCCUGGUACUCGUGGUGCAGCAGGCGGCUGCUGGAGCAGCGUUACUCCUGGUCCAGCCACCUCACCCUGGCUGACCUCAUUCCCAUGGAGAGCCCAGCAGGUGCCAGCUGUGCCAGCAAACAGGACUGGAUAGAGAGAGUGGUGGUGGGACACAACGUGGCCUUCGACCGGGCGUUCAUCAAGGAGCAGUAUCUUAUCCAGGGCUCCAAGAUGCGCUUCCUGGACACCAUGAGCAUGCACAUGGCCAUCUCGGGGCUGACGGGCUUCCAGCGCAGCCUCUGGAUGGCUGCCAAGCACGGCAAGAGGAGGGGGCUGCAGCAGGUCAAGGAGCACAUGAAGAAAACACGCAGCAAGGCCGAGGGGCCGGCGGUCACCUCCUGGGACUGGGUGCACGUGGGCAGCAUCAACAACCUGGCGGACGUGCACGCUCUCUACGUCGGGGGGGAGCCCCUGGAGAAGGAGGCACGGGAGCUCUUUGUCAAGGGCACCAUGGCUGACAUCAGGAGCAACUUCCAGGACCUGGUGUCAUACUGUGCCCGUGAUGUCCAGGCCACCCAUGAGGUGUUUCAAGAGCAGCUGCCACUGUUUAUGGAGAGGUGCCCCCACCCUGUCACGUUUGCAGGGAUGCUGGAGAUGGGAGUGUCCUACCUGCCAGUCAAUGGGAAUUGGAACAGGUACCUGGAUGAUGCUCAGGGUAUUUAUGAGGAGCUGCAGAAGGAGAUGAAGAAGUCCCUGAUGAACCUGGCCAAUGAUGCCUGCCAGCUGCUGCACGAGCACAGGUACAAGGAUGACCCUUGGCUCUGGGAUCUCGAGUGGGACACACAGGAGUUUAAGCAAAAGAAGAAUCCAGAGAAGAAGAAGAAGAAGAAGAAAGGUCAGGAUGGGAGCAGCCCAGUUUCCCCAGCAGCAAUGGAAGCAAAAGAGUCAGCCCAGGAGUGGCAGGAGGACCCUGGUCCCCCCAGUGAGGAAGAGGAGCUGAAGGUCUCUGCGAGCCAGCUCUGUCUGGAGCGCCUGAAGGAGACGGUCACGCUGCAACCCAAGAGACUCCAGCACCUGCCAGGCCACCCGGGCUGGUACCGCAAGCUGUGCCCACGGCUGGAGGAGGAGGGCUGGGUGCCUGGGCCCAGCCUCAUCAGCCUGCAGAUGAGGGUGACCCCAAAGCUGAUGCGCCUGGCCUGGGAUGGAUUCCCCCUGCACUACUCAGAGAAGCAUGGCUGGGGAUACCUGGUGCCAGGACGGCAGGACAAUUUGCCAGCUGCCCCUGGAGAGACCGAUGGCCCCUCCUGCCCACACAGGGUGAUUGAGAACCUGUACAGGCAGCACUGCCUGGAGAAGGGCAAGGAGCAGCCCCCAGGGCUGGAGGCAGCUGUGGAGGAUGAGCUGCUGGGGAUGGACAGCAGCACGAUCUGGCAGAAGAUGGAGGAGCUGAGCCGGAUUGAGGUGGAUCCAGAGGAGAAAAUGAACAAAGCAGACCAGAGCCUGGUGCUGGAGGAGAUGGAAGAGCUGAGGUGCACAGAGAGGAAGAGCAAGCCCUCGUUCCACCAUGGCAAUGGUCCCUACAACGAUGUCAACAUCCCUGGGUGCUGGUUCUUCAAGCUGCCUCACAAGGAUGGGAACGAUAACAACGUGGGAAGCCCUUUUGCCAAGGAUUUCCUGCCCCAGAUGGAGGACGGCACCCUGCGGGCUGCUGUGGGCCGCACCCACGGGACAAGAGCCCUCGAGAUUAACAAAAUGAUCUCAUUCUGGAGGAAUGCUCACAAGAGGAUCAGUUCCCAGAUGGUGGUGUGGCUGAAGAAGGGGGAGCUGCCUCGUGUGGUGACCAGGCAUCCUGACUACAACGAGGAGGAGAGUUAUGGGGCCAUCCUGCCGCAGGUGGUGACUGCAGGCACUGUCACCCGCCGGGCCGUGGAACCCACCUGGCUGACAGCCAGCAACGCCCGGGCCGACAGGGUGGGCAGUGAGCUGAAGGCCAUGGUGCAGGUGCCGCCUGGCUACUCGCUGGUGGGAGCAGACGUGGAUUCCCAGGAGCUGUGGAUCGCGGCGGUGCUGGGCGAGGCGCAGUUCGCUGGCAUGCACGGCUGCACGGCCUUCGGCUGGAUGACCCUGCAGGGCAAGAAGAGCAACGGCACGGACCUGCACAGCAAGACGGCCGCCACCGUGGGCAUCAGCCGGGAGCACGCCAAGGUCUUCAACUACGGGCGCAUCUACGGGGCAGGGCAGCCCUUCGCCGAGCGGCUGCUGAUGCAGUUCAACCACCGGCUCACGCCGCAGCAGGCGCGGGACAAGGCCCAGCAGAUGUACGCCGUCACCAAGGGCAUCCGCAGGUUUCAUCUCUCUGAGGAGGGGGAGUGGCUGCUGACGAAGCUGGAGCUGGCUGUGGACAGGGCGGAGGAUGGAUCGGUGUCGGCCCAGGAUGUCCAGCGGCUCCAGAGAGAAGCCAUGAAAGGGUCCCGGUGGGAGAAGAAGUGGAAUGUGGUGGAGCAAAGAGUGUGGGCUGGAGGCACUGAGUCUGAGAUGUUCAACAAGCUGGAAAGCAUUGCCUUAUCCCCCUCCCCACAGACCCCAGUGCUGGGCUGUCACAUCAGCAGGGCCCUGGAGCCUGCUAUGGUCAAGGGGGAGUUUGUGACCAGCAGGGUGAACUGGGUGGUGCAGAGCUCAGCUGUGGACUACCUGCACCUCAUGCUGGUUGCCAUGAAGUGGCUGUUUGAGGAGUUUGACAUCAACGGGCGCUUCUGCAUCAGCAUCCACGACGAGGUGCGGUACCUGGUCCAGCACCAGGAUCGCUACCGGGCUGCCCUGGCCCUGCAGAUCACCAACCUCCUCACAAGGUGCAUGUUUGCCUACAAACUGGGCCUCCAGGACCUGCCACAGUCAGUGGCUUUCUUCAGUGCAGUGGAUAUUGACCAGUGCUUAAGGAAAGAGGUGACCAUGAACUGUGUGACACCAUCAAAUCCCAUGGGGAUGGAGAAGUAUGGCAUCCCUCAAGGGGAAGCACUGGAUAUAUAUCAGAUAAUUGAAAUAACCAAAGGUUCGCUGGAGAAGCAGUGACGACAGCAGAGGGCCAGGACAAUUGUCCAGACCGUGUGCCAAAGCCUCCCUGUCCUUUCAGAAGCAGAUCUUUUGGCAGGGACUGACUGAUCCCAGCUGCUCCCUUUCCAUUUUGCUGUAAGGGAUAUUCCUGGGGAAGAUUCAAAUAGCAGAGGCACUUCUGAUGGCAGCAGCCAGCUUUGAAACCUGUGACAGGGGCCAGAGUCGCUCCCAUGGACACAAAGGAAGAAAGCAGAAGUAUCUGACAAGAGAAGCAAUAAACCAUCAUCUCCAUAUCUGCAGCCUCUGAGACCAAGGAGAGUCCACCAUGGAAUGAGCACUGUGAGAGGAGGCAGUGGCAGCAACUCCAGUUUAUUUUUUUCUCUGUCUCUUCUUUUUGGGUUCCUGGUUCUCAUCUGUCUGCUCCGCUGUGCUGCUCUGGAGAGGGGAGGGAGAGAGCAGCAGUAGAGUGUGAUUGUUUUUGUGUGAACAGUCUAAGGAAUGGUUACCUAGAGCAAGAAGCUGUGCAGAUCAGGAUUUAGCUCUUUUUUUCUCACUAACAAAAUGACCUGAAUAUGGGAUACCUGUCAGCCACUGAGACUUUCCCCAUGGGUCACCCCCUACCCAGUUCAUGCUGGAACUUAGACCACAGGCUACCAGUGGCACAGUACAGGGAUGCUGUCCUGGGUUUUGGCUUGUUGAAACACUCAGGAAAAUAUGGACAGAAGCACCAAUAAAAACCUGGACAAUCA
Agelaius phoeniceus (red-winged blackbird) is the source of this 4355-nucleotide messenger RNA. RefSeq names its product DNA polymerase gamma, catalytic subunit (gene POLG). Gene Ontology annotation, molecular function: DNA binding; 3'-5' exonuclease activity; DNA-directed DNA polymerase activity. Gene Ontology annotation, cellular component: gamma DNA polymerase complex; mitochondrion. Gene Ontology annotation, biological process: mitochondrial DNA replication. The record is from RefSeq and is a predicted model, not a curated record. NCBI's taxonomy places the organism in Eukaryota, Metazoa, Chordata, Aves, Passeriformes, Icteridae.